Candoia aspera is the source of this 3520-nucleotide messenger RNA. It is a transcript of the gene NTRK2, whose product is annotated as neurotrophic receptor tyrosine kinase 2. Gene Ontology annotation, biological process: protein phosphorylation; cellular response to brain-derived neurotrophic factor stimulus; positive regulation of phosphatidylinositol 3-kinase/protein kinase B signal transduction. The record is from RefSeq and is a predicted model, not a curated record. Gene Ontology annotation, cellular component: postsynaptic density; plasma membrane; dendritic spine. The transcript is spliced from 17 exons. Gene Ontology annotation, molecular function: brain-derived neurotrophic factor receptor activity; brain-derived neurotrophic factor binding; ATP binding. NCBI's taxonomy places the organism in Eukaryota, Metazoa, Chordata, Lepidosauria, Squamata, Candoiidae. The coding region runs from base 137 to 2638 and encodes 833 amino acids.
GGUAGCUGCUCCCGCGCGGGGGACGAAAAAGGAUGCUCGAGUGACUGGCUGCCCGGUGUCCCGGCAGGCGUGCUGGAUUGACCGCGCUUGGCAGGAGGGAAGAACAGCCUCGGAGAGCGGCGGCGGCGGCGGCGACAUGGGGGCCUCGCCAAGGGCUUGGUGCUGGCGGCGGCAGCGACUUCAGGGCUCGCCCCAGGCCACGGCGACUCGCUUCUGGAACUUGUGCUGGCUGAUGCUGGGCGCCUGGCGGGGGCUGCUCGCCUCCGCCUGCCCCACCUCGUGCACGUGCAGUCCCGAGCGGAUCUGGUGCGGCGACGCCACGGCGAACCUCUCGUUUUUCCCCAUGCUCGGCAAGCGGAGCGAGCAGGAGAAAGUCACCGACAUUUAUAUUGGAAACCAGCGGGAUUUAGCAAGCAUAAAUGAGAAGGAUGUUGGACUGUACAUUGGAUUAAGAAAUUUAACUGUGGUGGACUCAGGCUUGAAGUUUGUCUCACGCCAAGCUUUCCUGAAAAAUAUUAACCUGCAGUACAUUAACUUCUCCAGAAAUAAGCUUUCAAGUUUGUCCAGAAAGACUUUCCGCCAUCUGAAUUUGACAGAUCUGAUUUUAGAAGGCAACCCAUUCAAGUGUUCCUGUGAUAUUAUGUGGAUCAAAGUAUUCCAAGAGACCAAGUUUCCAAAAGCAGAAACUCAGGAUUUUUACUGUAUAAAUGACUACAACCAGAGGAUAUCUAUGAUGGAGAAGCCAGUCCCAAACUGUGGCCUGCCUUCAGUCAAGCUGAACACACAAAAUCUCACUGUCGUUGAAGGAAAAAGUAUCAUUUUAUACUGUGAAGCUACAGGAAGUCCAUCACCAACUAUAGCUUGGGUUUUCAAUAAUAUUGUUUCAAAACAUGAGAGUGAUACAAAUAAGAACCCAGCUUCUCUUACUAUAAAGAAUGUCUCAUCAAGUGACAGUGGUGUACAGAUUUACUGUAUAGCAGAAAACAGUGUGGGUGAAGACCAAGCUUCUGUUGACCUCACCGUGUUCUUUGCGCCAAAUAUCACAUUUCUUGAAAUACCAUAUUCAGACCAUCACUGGUGCAUUCCAUUCAGUGUGAGGGGAAAUCCACAACCUGUCUUGACAUGGCUGCAUGAUGGGGUUAAACUGAAUGAAUCAGAUUACAUCUGGACCAAAAUACAUGUUACCAAUCGGACAGAAUAUCAUGGCUGUCUUCAGUUGGACAAUCCUACUCAUGUCAACAAUGGCAACUAUACCUUGGUGGCACAGAAUCAAUAUGGAAAAGAUGAAGCCAACAUCUCUGCUUAUUUUAUGGAAGAUCCUGGAGGUAGUAGUCCGUUCUAUGAUCAUCCCGGUUAUAUUGAAGAUUAUGGAACACCAACAAAUGAUUUUGAAGAUACUACAAAUAAUAGUAACACAGUUACUUCUACGAAUGUGUCAAACAAAGACAAUGAAGAUAGCAUCACUGUGUAUGUUGUAGUGGGGAUAGCUGCAUUGGUGUGCACUGGCUUAGUUAUUAUGCUCAUUAUUCUCAAGUUUGGAAGACAUUCUAAGUUUGGAAUGAAAGGCCCUUCUUCAGUUAUCAGCAAUGACGACGAUUCAGCAAGUCCUCUUCAUCACAUCUCUAAUGGAAGUAACACACCAUCGUCUUCUGAAGGUGGCCCAGAUGCAGUAAUAAUUGGAAUGACAAAGAUUCCUGUAAUUGAAAAUCCUCAAUAUUUUGGAAUUACGAAUAGUCAGCUCAAGCCUGAUACGUUUGUCCAGCAUAUCAAGCGCCACAAUAUCGUUCUCAAAAGGGAGCUGGGAGAAGGAGCCUUUGGCAAAGUCUUCUUGGCUGAAUGUUAUAACCUAUGUCCUGAGCAGGACAAGAUCUUAGUUGCUGUGAAGACUCUAAAGGAUGCUAGUGAUAAUGCCCGCAAAGACUUCCAUCGAGAAGCAGAACUACUGACUAAUUUACAGCAUGAACACAUUGUGAAGUUUUAUGGAGUAUGUGUGGAAGGGGAUCCUCUCAUCAUGGUUUUUGAAUACAUGAAACAUGGAGAUCUCAACAAAUUCCUUAGGGCGCAUGGACCUGAUGCAGUUCUGAUGGCUGAAGGGAGUCGUUUAGCUGAACUAACCCAGUCCCAGAUGCUGCAUAUUGCCCAGCAGAUUGCCGCUGGCAUGGUUUACUUGGCAUCACAACACUUUGUGCAUCGUGACCUUGCCACUCGGAACUGCCUGGUUGGGGAAAACCUGCUGGUGAAGAUUGGAGAUUUUGGGAUGUCAAGAGAUGUAUAUAGCACAGAUUACUACAGGGUUGGUGGGCAUACCAUGUUACCUAUUCGUUGGAUGCCACCUGAAAGUAUCAUGUAUAGAAAAUUCACCACAGAAAGUGAUGUCUGGAGCCUUGGCGUUGUUCUCUGGGAAAUAUUUACCUAUGGCAAACAGCCAUGGUAUCAGCUCUCAAACAAUGAGGUAAUUGAGUGUAUUACACAGGGCCGUGUCCUACAGCGACCUCGUACCUGCCCAAAGGAAGUAUAUGAUCUGAUGCUUGGGUGCUGGCAGCGGGAGCCUCAUAUGAGACUCAAUAUCAAAGAAAUCCACUCCCUCCUUCAGAACUUGGCCAAGGCCUCUCCAGUCUACCUGGAUAUUCUAGGGUAGAAACUCCUAGCACUUCCUUGUAUGAAGUGUGUGAAUGAAUGUCUCUGUUGCAACUAAACUCCAUUAUAAUGUGUUAUUAACUCUGGCAGUAUUAAAUACAAAGAUACGGAGAAGCUUUCAAAGGGCAAGCUGCGUGCAUCUCUUUCUCUGUAAACACAGUAUUGACGUUGUGACUUUACUGACAUGUAUCUCUUCUCUAUUCUAUUUUCCCUCAAUUUCUAUUCAACCAGGCUUCUGCAUUAUUAUAACUCUGCAUAGACAAAGGCCUUAACAACCUGAUCUGUUUUAUCAGCAGAUACUCAGUUCUGCCCAUCACAGCUUACAAUGCCUUGUUGUAUUUCUGCCUUUGAUCUGGAUAAAAAAGGGAAAAAAAGACUCAAACUUUGUGACUUCUGCUAUAUGGAUAUCUGGAACAGCUAUGGAAUCAUCUCUACUUUAUUUGCUUUGGCAUCUGUGUGGAAAAUGGAAGACUGGCAUUCUCUAUGGGAAUAAUUAUUUUAUUUCUAGUUGAGGUCAAGCUAAAGGAAAAAUCAAUUACAUAAUCCUCUUUUUUGAAAAAUGAUCAGAUCAGAUGGCAUCCAAUGUAACAUUUUAAAGAAUAAUCUAAUUAUUUGAUGAAAGAGAAGGAACCCGGUGCUUUCCCUGGGAAGGCAUACAGGGGAGUAAAGGCAUUGCUACCGUGCAAACUUUUUUUAUAUUGAAAGGGGCUUCUGUGUCAAUUGAACUGAAAAGGUCUUGCUCACAUUUCCCAGAAUUGCAUAACCUUAUGCACAACUAGGAUUUCCCAACCUCGCUUUGCCAUAGUUCCUCCUGAUACCACUACUUCAAGAAUUCCCUAGUUAGUUAUUGAUAAUGCAGGUACGUGGUUGGGUAUAGUAAAGU